AGAGAGAGAGAGAGAGAGAGAGAAGGGAAAGAAGCUUGGCUCUCAGUGUUUCUCUGGCGGGCUGUGAUGCAGCAGAGGUUUUUCAUGUUAGGGAAGCUUCAGUCUGGGGUCUAUUCUCUGGUAGUGGAGACAUCCAUAGUAUAGCCAGUGAAAAUUAGAGGAUACAAAUAAUUUGUGAAUGCUGUGAUUCUUCCAUUGCAUUCAUUCUGUACUGCGUUCGGCAGCUCAGAAGAUACAAGGACAGCUUGCUUUUGGACCCUUUCCUGAACUGGACUAGGGAGAGAGAGAAAGAGUAUGAGAGAGAGAGAGAAUUGUUGUAUAUGAUAUUAGACUGUACUUCUGUGUCAUAAAGUUUCUCCAUGUCAUAUUGGUGACAUCAAAGCAGGCAGCCAAGACAGCGUUCUGUACCGUGACAUUCUCAGUGUGGACAAACAGGAGUGUGAGCGAAGAUACUAAAGUUUGUCUUGAGAGGAGGAGAGUGGAAGGCUACUACAGGAUGAUUCUGGGCAGUAUAAACCGACCGGGGGCGGUCCCUGCCUUCCUAAGGACCCCCACCAUGAUCCCAUCCCCCCUGGACAUGAAGCCCUUCCUACAGUUCCCCCUGGAUACGCCCCACCCUGCAAGUGUCAACCUCUUCCACAACUUCAACACUAUGGACCCGGUUCAAAAGGCUGUGAUGAGCCAUACCUUUGGCCCGCCUUUGAUCAAGACCAAGCGGCCAAUCAUCUCCUGCAAUGUCUGCCAAAUACGCUUCAACUCAGAGAGCCAGGCAGAGGCCCACUAUAAGGGUAAUCGCCAUGCCCGAAGAGUGAAGGGCAUUGAGACUUCCAAAACUCGUCCCCAGGAAGGGGACAAGCAGCCCCCUCCCCCGAAUACCUCUCCCUCUCCCCCCAGACCGUCACCCUCAAGCCCAGAGCCUGACCCUAGCAGCAAGCAGGAUGAUGUCCUGUCCCGCCCCAAUUCAAAUGGGUCACCCAUGACUCCAGGCCCACUCCCCACCUCCCAGGCCCCAGCCACCCCUGCAGAGACCCCCUUGCUCCCCGUCAGAUCCCCCCAGCUGCAGGGUAGUACCCCGAUGUCAUGCACCCCAUCUCCGGGUGCCAGUGCUUUCUCUAUGGACCCAGCUGGGACAGGCAGCCUGGACACGCCCUCCCCAGCCCCCAGCCCCUCAGGGGAGUCUGAAGAGGACAAAGCCAAGAAGCUGCUCUUCUGCUCCCUGUGUAAAGUAGCAGUCAACUCCCUGUCUCAGUUGGAGGCACACAACAAAGGAACCAAACACAAAACCAUCCUGGAGGCCAGGAGUGGGCUGGGUCCCAUCAAGGCGUAUCCCCGACUAGGUCUCAAACUCAGCCCGGAGCAGGGAGGGGGUCUCCCCACAGACCCCAACACUCAGGAACGUACCUUCCACUGUGAGAUCUGCAACGUGAGGGUCAACUCUGAGCUCCAGCUCAAGCAGCAUAUCUCCAGCCGACGGCAUCGGGAUGGAGUGGCAGGAAAGCCCAAUCCUCUCCUCAGUCGGCACAAGAAGCGUACAGACUUUGUGUCUUCCUUAGCUUUUUCAAAGGACCUUCCAAAAGCUCUGGGUGCAGGACUGUUGCCUAAUCCUCUGGCUGUUGCCGCAGCAAUGGCAGCUGUGGCCUCCUCCAAUCAGCUGGCUUUACGUGCCCCCGUUCCUGCCCCUCAUCAUCACCCCCAUCAUCACCUCCUACAGGGAACACACCUGAGCCUGCUAAGGCCCGCCCCUGGGCCCAUGCGCACCACCCACGGGCCAAUUCUCUUCACCCCUUACUGAUGGUAGAGGGACCGGGACCAGUCAGGAAGAAGCACACUGUGAAGUAAACAGGAAAACACAUUGAUAAUCAAAACAUUUACUGCAAACAAAAAUAAUUUAUGGGGUAAAAGACCCCUUCCUCUUUUUCAAUUCCGGAUCAUCCUUUCACCAUUUAACACAUCGGAAACAUUGAUUGACUCAAAAUCUUGGAUUUUCUGCUGCUGAAGAGGAAGGAGAUUGCGUUAAUGGUGGACUUUCUGUGAUCCUCUUCCCAUCUGGGGAUGACUCUCAGACCAUGUGUGUACUGUAGCAACCACAUUGAUCAGAUGUCUAACUAAAGCAUUUUACCAUCUUGUUCAUGUCUUUAGUCAUGGUAGAGGGCUCAGACAAAAACCAGCAUUCAAUCCACAGUGACAAACACAUACAGUAGUUGGGAUUGUAAAAGUAGCUCAGUUAGUUGAACCUUCGUACCACAUGGCAAAGUUAAAUCCCAUUAGAGUUUGACCCUAUGUGCGUGGCAAAAUCCAAUAUAUACACUGUUGUUGCAGGUCCUAGAUUAGCUGUAUGUUCUACAGAUUCAGGCACAAGGUACUCUGUGCUUUUUGUUCCCAGGUCCUUAGUAUCUGUAGUAUUGUGGAUGAUAGAUGUUAGUCUAUAUUCCCCUCUAUGAAGGAAAAGAGGGACAAACAUUUUUAUUAAAGGAGCGAGCAAAAAUAGUCUCAAAAACUGCAACUGAAGGUGAAUGCACUAAGGUCUGAUGUCAUUGGCUGAGGUGUCCCUGUUUUGAGGAGUCUUUUUGUUUCUUUCAGCAUUCCUCAAGUAUCAUGCUAUCUAGCUAGUAUGAAUAGCUACCGAUUAUAUGCUUUGUGUCAUUUUGAUGUUCACAAGACAGACAAAGCACACAGAAGUACAACAAGACUUCAACUGAAAAAUCUACUUGACAUCUUCCUAAAUAUUGAUGGUCAACCCUCUUUCUUUCAGUUUUUCUCAUCUCUGAGGUAUCAUACCAAACAACUUUUCAGGUUUCACUGUAAAAUCCAAACCAGAGGGAUCCUUUUGUCUUAAAAUAUUAUUUGUACACUGUGAAAUAUUAUUUCGUUUUGAGUGGGUGACUUAAAGGAAGCAGUUGUUGAGUUGAAUUAACAAAUAUACAUUUUUACUAAUUGACCUCAUGAGCCUGUGGAUGGGGGGGUCAGGGUUCAAAUCAGAUCCCCAAGGUGGUUGUUGGGGUGGUGGAUGACACAAAUUGCACAGGGUUUCCCAUACCUAAUGGGUGGUCCAGGACCUCCCUACCAGCUCAGUUUGAAACUGUGCUGGAAACGAAAAACUCAAUGAGAGGGGAAGUUGUAUAGAUGUGUAUAAAAGAAUAAUGCAGAAGUUAUGAUAGCGAGAAUGACCAGAUAUCUGAAGCUGUCUUUCUGUCAUGAAAGUCACAUGCAAUAUUAUGAUGAUCAUUGUCACUGAAUCAUAUAGAAAACCAUUACAUUUCCAUUCAUCGUGGUUUAUAACUGGUUCUGUUGACUUUGUCUGAGCUCUGGAUGAAGCCUGCUAUCAUUAAACUGUUAUGUCAUGUAUCAAAAGGGUAUUGUGGGGGAUUUUAGCAAUACUCAUAGCACUCCUGCUAUCUAGUCCUUGCAAUAAAGAGCUGAAUUAUAUGUCUAUAAAUGUAUUAAAUGUUAUUUAGAAGAACUGUGUUGAAUCAUUAUUGUAAAUAUAGAUUGUUAUAGCAAUGUGAGAAAAAACAGGA
Molecule: messenger RNA, 3518 nt
Organism: Hypomesus transpacificus
Lineage: Eukaryota; Metazoa; Chordata; Actinopteri; Osmeriformes; Osmeridae
Gene: znf385a
Product: zinc finger protein 385A
Exons: 8
Coding region: 497-1792 (431 amino acids)
Cellular component (GO): nucleus
Molecular function (GO): zinc ion binding; nucleic acid binding
Source: RefSeq, a predicted model, not a curated record